Sphenostylis stenocarpa is the source of this 294-nucleotide messenger RNA. Lineage: Eukaryota; Viridiplantae; Streptophyta; Magnoliopsida; Fabales; Fabaceae. The record is from the annotation of a GenBank genome assembly.
AUGCGGUUGUUCGAUCCUUGGCCUGUUUUCUUCAAGCGAGAAUGGAAACGAAAUUGGCCCUUCCUGGUCGGAUUCGCCGUCACCGGAACGGUCAUCACCAAAUUAUCUCUUGGUCUAACUGAGGAGGACGCCAAAAAGUCAAAAUUCGUCCAGGCACACAAGAGAGUGCAUAUGCUGAGCAUAUUCUGUUCUGAAGUUCUCACCAAAUCUUUGGCAUGGACAAUUUAUGCUGUUUCUAUUCUUCCAGGUGAUUUUGGAAUGGAAGAUUUGCACUGCCUUUGCACAUCGUAUUAG